This is a messenger RNA of Triplophysa dalaica, 5446 nucleotides long. RefSeq names its product zinc finger protein 507 (gene znf507). The record is from RefSeq and is a predicted model, not a curated record. The coding region runs from base 116 to 3106 and encodes 996 amino acids. Gene Ontology annotation, cellular component: nucleus. NCBI's taxonomy places the organism in Eukaryota, Metazoa, Chordata, Actinopteri, Cypriniformes, Nemacheilidae. The transcript has 7 exons. Gene Ontology annotation, biological process: regulation of gene expression.
CGGCGCUCCAUUCUCGCCAUUUUGAGCACAGAGUGAAGCACUUUUACAGCCCAGGAAUAAAAUCUACGCGUUACAAGCACCGAGGCCAAAGAUCACACAGAACUGCUGCAUCAGAAUGGAGGACAGCAGUGGUAUUGCUGUUCUCGUGCCUCAGCCUAGAUGCCAGCAGGAUGCCGUUUUCAUUCCUGACCCACAUCUUCACGAUGGCAAAGACCAGCAACGGCAACAAAAGCAGGCUGCUGACUCUCUCAUUCAGGUCAUCGAGAAACUCAGCAAAAUUGUGGACAAGCGACCCCGGCGGUGCACGGUUUCUGGGAAAAAGAGACCCUUGAUGACUUGUGCUUCUGUACCUGUUCCAGACAGCAGAGACAACCCGAGUGGGGCCACACCUUGUAAGAGAACCCGAGAGCAGAGGAAGGACCACCCGGGAGCGGAGUUUGAACACAAACCUUCCGUUCUAGGCACUCGGACUGUUACUUGCUACCAGUGCAGUAUGUGCCGAUUUAUCUCGCCCACGUUGGAGCUGUUGAAGGAGCAUUUGCAGUGCCAUGACGAACAGCACAGUGACCUCAUUCUCAUGUGCUCAGAGUGCCAAUUUACUUCUAACCAACAAGAGGAGCUAGUUGCACAUAUAAGACUUCAUCUGGAGGAGGGGGGGCAUGCGAGAAACAUCACAGAAGAGCAAGGGACAAUAUCGGCGAGGAGGAAUGAGCAAGGGAUGACAGUCUUGAAGACUGAAUCAGAGGAUAUAUCUACACCUAAGAAGUGGUACAGCUUCGAGACAGGUAGGUACCGUUGUCUCAUCUGCAACUACGAAUGCAGACAGCAACGCAAUCUGAAGACCCACGCGUGGAGACAUGCAGGCCUCGUUGACUGCUCGUACCCUAUAUUUGAAGAUGAGACGGAGUGUCCCGAUACUCAGACAGUACAAACGCAAAGCUCUAGUUCUCCUUUUGCUCAGACAGGAAAGGAGGAUACCAGUACAGCCCUUGGCGGUGUUGGUUUUAAACCUCAGAUGGUGCAUGGUUCAUCCAGUCUCCGGCCAGAGCUGUGUGCCUCACCUGAAAUGAAGUGUGAUGGGGAGACUGGAGCUGGGAAAUCGGUAGAGACCAAAAACCCUGUUACGAACCAAAUUUUUUCUAUUAAGGACUCUCAGGAACCCGUAUUGGAGGUCCAGGUAACCCCAGAGGCGCAAAUGGAGCUGGAGUUAGAAACAGAGAACCAACAGGGAAGCUCUGACAGCCUUCUAUCCUCAGCACAAAAGAUAAUCAGCAGCAGCGGCAAUAGUGCAGGCCACGUCAACGUCAUUGUGGAACGCCUCCCCUGCGCCGAAGAGCCAGUGUCAAACAAGCCUUUGCUCCUCAGUCCAGAAGUUGGAGGAGACAAGACUCUUCUUGCCUCUGAGGAACCAGAGUUGGAGAGCCAACAUCACCCUGUAUAUUGCAAACAAAACGAGGAGUUUAAGGAUGUUGGGGAUGGCUGGAAUGGAGAUGAUCGACAACAGAAUAAGGAGACAGUGUCUUCAGGGUCUCACUCAGAUGAAAAUGUGCCACCAGUUCGGAGAAGAACUCAUUCAGAGUCUCUACGGCUGCAUUCUUUGGCAGCCGAGGUGCUGGUGGCCAUGCCCACGAGGGCCCCUGAGCUUAACAAAAUUGCUUUGAAGGGUGUGCAUGGCUUAGAUACGCAGAACCCUGACACGGGCCAGAGAAUUAUAGAGAUUUCUACUACAGGCCCCAAGACAAACUCAGGAGAGCUCACUGGUGUGAUUGGAGAUGCAGGUCCUCUUCCUAACCUUCAGAGUUCAAAAGAUCCAAAAGAUGUACUGGUAGGAGGUCCACCUAAUGCUGGCAUCAGUAUGUCUCUUUUAACCGUCAUUGAGCGACUGCAGGAGCGUUCAGAUCAAAACACGUCUGAUGAGGAUAUUCUGAAAGAGUUGCAGGACAAUGCCCAAAGUCAACAUGGUGGUGGAGUCGCAGGGGUUGUUGCUGGAUCUACGGAUGUUUCCACUACAGAGGGUCUGGUGGAGUAUAUUGCUGGAAAUGAGAGGCCGUACCGCUGUCGACUGUGCCGUUACAGCAGUGGGAACAAGGGCUACAUAAAGCAGCACCUCCGUGUGCAUAGACAGAGGCAACCUUACCAGUGUCCCAUCUGUGAGCACAUCGCCUGUGACAGCAAGGACCUGGAGCGUCACAUGAUCCACCACUGCAAGAGCCGCAUGUACAGCUGCAAACAGUGCAGCGAGAGUUUCCACUACAAGAGUCAGCUGAGGAGCCAUGAGAGAGAGAGACACGGGAUUGAUGACAUCAGCAGCACGCUGACCCACGUCACUGAAAGCACAGUAACUGUGGAAGAAUCAGAAAAGAUGACAGAUGAAGAUCCAUCCAGUGAACAGAGCAGUUUUAAAUGUGAUGUAUGUGACUACACCAGUUCCACCUAUGUCGGGGUGCGCAACCAUCGGCGAAUCCACAACUCUGAUAAACCAUACAGGUGCUGCAGCUGUGACUUUGCCACAACUAAUAUGAACAGUCUGAAGGGCCACAUGAAGAAACACCCACAGGAACAUCAAGCCAUGCAGCUGCUGGAGCAGUACAGGUGCUCCCUAUGUGGUUACGUGUGUAGUCACCCGCCAUCUCUCAAGUCUCACAUGUGGAAACACGCCGGAGAUCAGAAUUAUAACUAUGAGCAAGUGAACAAGGCGAUCAAUGAGGCCAUUUCCCAGAGCGGCCGAUCACCUAUUUUGCCUCUGAAAUCAGCACCUGAGACUGUGGUGGAGCGUCCAUAUGUUGUCUUAAACAGAAAAGACAAGCAGUCAUUUGAGAUGGCUUCUCUCACAGGGCCAGUGAACACGGGCACACCGGAGGGUAGCCCUGUGAGAUCAUCCUCCAGCGGGACUGGGACUGUGGCAUGGCGCGGCGGCCCGGGGCAGUCGCGGCCAGGUAUGGAAUAUUGUGUGCUGCUUUUCUGCUGCUGUAUCUGUGGAUUCGAGUCCACCAGUAAAGAGCAGCUGAUGGAGCACAUGAAGCAGCAUGAGGGAGAUCUCAUCAGCAUCAUACUGAGCAAAGAGCAGCAGGGAAAUCAGUCGAAAGAGAUGAGCAGCGGCCAGUGACCCAUCACACAUACUGGGUUCCUUUGUUUCAGCACAACUUUACUGUCAAAACAUCUUUUCGUCUCCUCUUUUUUCCUUUAUGUCCUCCGUCCUUCUUUGUUUCUUUCUCAGUCUGUGUUAGUUUCUGUUUGUUUUAUUGACCAUGGACACAACAUUUCAAGAGAUUCAGUGUCAGAUCAAGUAUAAUUGCUAUUUCAGCACAGGAAGGAGUCAUUUCAUUGUGAAUUAUGCAAAUCGUGAUUUUUUUCCAAAAACAUUUAAUACCUCAUCGGUUUAGAAUAUUUUCUGCAUAGCGAACACACAUUAUGAAACCAAGGCAGCUUCUUCUGUUCACUGUAUUAUUAUUUAAAUCUAUAGUUCUUAUGUGCAUUUACUUUUAAGUUGGCACCUGCCAUGCCAUAUUUGAAAGUAUAGAUGCAGAUUUCGUUCAUGUUCUCAAAUGUGUGUUAGUGUUUGCAUUUUGAUAUUUAUCAAACUAAUUUAUUUUUAUAUGCAUGUUCCCUCCCGUUAUGUUUAGUUUGGUGCUAUAUGUUCUGCACUUAAUAAUGAGUGGAGAAAUCUUUACUACGAAUGUAUCUUAAUACUGUAUAUAAACAGUAUAUUAUUAGUUUAAUUGUUUUCUGAUUGAAAUAGCAGCACAAGUGUAAAAACUGGCCCAGUAAAAACUUUUUUUAUGCUACAAAGGGCUUGUUCUUACGAGGCUUUAUUAUUGUUAUUAUUCAUAUAAUAAUCCAGUUAUUACAAAAGUUAAAAUGCCAAAACUUGAAGGCUUGUUCUCAUUCUAUUUUUUCUUUCAUGUUUUUCUUUCCUUUUUGCAGUACAUGGAUAAAUGUCACACACAACUUUUUUCUUUUAUUCAAUUUUAUACUGCUGUAAUCGCAAUGAAAGCCUUUACGAUUCAUAACUGGGUCAUGGGUUUGAAAAAAUGUAGUUCUAUAUUUUUGCUUGAUCACUACCUCUGGAAAUUCCUAGUGAUAACUCUCUAAUUCUCGAUUUGACCUUAGAUUCCUUCAAUUUGCCCCUUAUAUGCUUCAUAUCUACCAAGGGAGAUUUGCAUGCACUUAAAGUUUGUUAUGUCAACAGUCUAAAAUGUAAAAUUAGUAUGAUAAAAGGGCAUUCAUAAUUCAUGCAGACGUGUCAUCGCUCAGUAUCAGAGAACUUUAAUCGGAGAAAUUUAAUCAUAGGAAUUUACAUACCAGAUUAUUAUAUUCUAAACCUAAUUUACAAUUCAGACUGCAAGUGUUACAGAAAUAGUGACGUGGUCUGCAUAUAAACCUUGUAGUCGUCUUUAACAUAUGCAUCUUAAUGAUGAAAACUAAUACUCGGAAACCUUUACCAGUUUUGACAUUGCUUAUCAUUCAUGAAGAACUUUUUAGGAUGCAUUUAGUUAUUUUGCAUGUGAACACUUCAAAGCCUUGUUAUAAAGUAAUGCCAGCAAAGAGAAAUUGGUCUUAAAAGAGCUUAUUUUUGCGUUCCAGCUGUUGUGUUUAAUUUGGUUCACAUCUAUUGUGUGACGUAGCAAAUUAAUCAAGAUCCAUUGGAAUUGGCAGGCAUUUUGUUCAUGCGGUGUCCCGACAACAUGUUGUAUUUGGAAUUUUAGGUUUAGUCUACUCUAUUGGUUGUUUAUCUACAUAUCUGCUAAGAACAAUUACAGUGCAUCUGGAAUGUAUAUUUUGUAUGAAGUUUCAAGUAAUCAGCACCUUCAUUAGGAAGACAUAGUUAAUAGAUUUGAUAAUCAUACAUUUCUGGUAAUAAGAAGAGGAUCUUUGCCACAAGUGUGCCUUCCGUUUCAACAGCCUCAUCAUUAAUAGAUAUUUUAAAGAAAAGAUAAGUUUAGAGAAAGAUCUUAAAUCUUAAACUAAGCAGUCUAACUGUAAUGAGUACAAUGACAUUUUAAAUCCAGACCUUUUCCCACAUAACAUGCCCUUAGAAUUUUGGGUGCAGGGUACUGAAACAUGGUUUUGUAUAUACUAUCAUGUUAUACAUACUGUAGAAAACUGACAUUUUUAGAGAUUAUAUUUUUUAAAGUUUAUAAACACUACAGAAAAGUGAUCAAAUGAAUCAAAAAUGACAUUUGAAAAAAAAAAGGUUUUGAAGUGAGUGUAAGGGAACUGUUGGCAUUUGCAUCUGAAAACAGGCACAUUACAGGACGCCAUGCCAAAAGACGGAAAGAGGUUUCAGUGUUUUACCGUUUAAAGGCCUUUCAGUUUUUUUCCCUGUCAAGUGCUGAGGGCCCAGUUUUGUAUUAGUGUUUUGUUCUCAAUUAUUUAUUUGUUGUUCUAAAACUGUAAUGUUAUGAUUUUUGCUAGUGUAUUUUUGCUAAUAAAAAUGAAUACCAUA